UCUGUAUUGCUAUAGUUAGCUCCCAUGGCCUCUUCUCCUAGAUGCUGUUGCAGAUGGAGCACCAAGCAGUAUGUCGUUGCAGUUCUCAUCGUGACCCAGGCUGCCACUGCCAUCGGCGUCAUCUUCUCAGUUCUCCUCUCGCCGGCCCAUAUCGCCUUCGCCAUCGCCAACGCGAAAACCGGCGGUGGUCCUGACAACAAGGACUACUACUACUUCACCCUCGUGUCCAUCAACACCAGCCCACGCACCACGGUGAAGUACAAGGCCAUAAACUUCGAGAUAUGGUACAGCUCGACCGGUUGGUCAGCGGCCCAGGUGGACACGCUGCCGGGGCAGUGGCAGCCGCCGCAGAAUAUGACCAACAUCGACGUGAAGGCUGAGUAUUGGCGGUACGAUGUCGUCGGGAAGAACAGCUGUCGGGGCUGGUCGUCGCCGAACGUGUCCCUGGUGGCCGUGAUAGCUGAAGCGCGGUUCAAGUUCGGUCAGCUGAUCUCACGGCCGUACACCAUCAGGGUGACCUGUCCGUCCGUGAAUUUUGAUGACCCUAACAUUAGUAACUCCCUGUUCAAUUGCACGGGGUGACUUUGUAAACAGUGAUCUUUCGAGUUGCAUUUGAUGUCCGACUCAAGUUAUGUGUGCGUCAAUCAAAUCUAAGCAUGU
Messenger RNA from Triticum urartu, 660 nucleotides. The record is from RefSeq and is a predicted model, not a curated record. Lineage: Eukaryota; Viridiplantae; Streptophyta; Magnoliopsida; Poales; Poaceae.